Colletotrichum siamense is the source of this 1566-nucleotide messenger RNA. RefSeq names its product Cytochrome P450 monooxygenase eqxH (gene eqxH-2). The transcript is spliced from 6 exons. Bases 1 to 1566 code for a protein of 521 amino acids. Gene Ontology annotation, molecular function: heme binding; oxidoreductase activity, acting on paired donors, with incorporation or reduction of molecular oxygen; monooxygenase activity. The record is from RefSeq and is a predicted model, not a curated record. NCBI's taxonomy places the organism in Eukaryota, Fungi, Ascomycota, Sordariomycetes, Glomerellales, Glomerellaceae.
AUGAACUCUCGACCAACGUGGUGGGAGGAGCUGAGGGUUGACAUACCCUUUGCUGACCAGCCGGCCGUCUAUAUUCUCACUCUGGCCGUGUUGGUGUUUUUUGCGCGCGCCUUUGGUGACCAGAAGAGCAACCUGCCAGAGCUUAACCCUAAGAAGGCAUUUGAAUUCACCAACAGACGUCGAGUUUCCGAAUUUUUCCCACGAAGUGCUGCACUGCUGGCUGAGGGAAGAUCUCGUUUCGGCAACAAACUUUAUAAGGCGUACUGCGACUGGGGAGAGGUUAUCGUACUGUCGCCUCAGCACAUCGAAGAGCUUCGAAGUGAUGCGCGACUGUCAUUCCUUGUCCCAGCAAAUGAUGAUACUCAUGGGUAUAUCCCUGGCUUCGACGCUUUCUCGCUGGAUGAUAAGUUGGCCAAAAUCGUCACGAAGUACUUGACCAAGGCUCUAACCAAGCUCACGGCCCCAAUUUCUCAAGAAGCAACGUUUGCGAUGCGGGCAGUGUUGACAGACUCCCCAGAAUGGCACGUUAUGAGCCCCAAGGAAGACCUUGUUCGUGUUGUGUCGCAGAUGUCUACAAGGAUCUUCAUGGGCGAGGAGCUCUGUAGGAAUGAGGAAUGGACAAAAGCAUCCGGUGACUACACCAUCACUGCCUUCAAAGCUACUGAUAAAGUCAGAGCUUGGCCCCGCCUCCUCAGGCCCAUCGUUCACUGGGCCAUGCCAGUUUGCCAGGAUCUUCGGCAGCAGCUGGUCAAGGCCAAUAAUGCCCUCGAGCCUCACAUCAAGAAGCGAAAUGCCAUAAAAGCUGCUGCUCUGGCCAAAGGACAACCGAGCCCAUUCGAUGAUCUGGUCGAGUGGUGGGAAACAGAGUACGGCCCAUCCAAUGAGCAUGCCAGGCACCAGCUCACACUAACCGUUGUUGCAAUCCACACGACCUCUGAUCUUCUUCAACAAACGAUGAUUGACAUUGCCAUGAACCCCGAAAUCUUGGCCCCCCUCCGAGAAGAGGUCAUCACUGUCUUGGGAUCUCAAGGAUUGAAGAAGACGGCGUUGUACAACCUGAAGUUGAUGGACAGUGUCAUCAAGGAGUCUCAACGUAUGAAGCCGGCGCUACUGGGACUGUGGAGUCGACAGGCACUUGCUGAUGUCGAGCUUUCGGACGGCUUCGUGAUCAAGAAGGGCCAGAGGGUCCUUGGAGAAGGGACUCACAUGUGGAAUUCCGAGUAUUGGAAGGAUGCCGACAAGUUCGAUGGCUAUCGGUUCUUGAGGCUGCGAGAGGCGGCGGAGGGUGAAAGGGACGAAGACAGCAAGACGGCACAUCUCGUGAGCACAAGUUCAAGACAUCUUGGAUUCGGGCAUGGUAUUCACGCCUGUCCUGGUCGCUUCUUUGCCGCCAACGAGAUCAAGAUCGCCUUGUGCCAUAUCCUACUCAAGUACGACUGGAAGCUUCCCGACGGCUUCCAGCCAAAGGCCACUACCUUCGGCAUGUCAAUCAUUCCCGAUCCAGCCACCAAGUUUCUCAUCAGGCGACGGAAGGAGGAACUCGAUCUGGACUCGCUUGAGUGUUAG